AUGCAAACAUUUGCCAGAAAACGAUUAAAUCAACCGCCUAUAUAUCGAGCAAUUAAGAGGCAUCCUUUUAUAUAUUUUGGUCUUCCAUUAAUAGUUCCUAUAGUAUGCGGUUCUUUUGCUUUAAGUUAUUUAACGCAAACUAGAUAUGAUUUAUACGAAAAUAAAAAUAAAAGAGUUGAUAAAGAAGAGAAAUUACAAAUGAAUAAAGAUAGACGACUAAUUAAUCUUAAAAAUGAGUAUGAAAGAUUACAAGCUACACAUGAAGAACUUGAUGAUUGGGAGAUUAAAAGAGUUGAAAGACGUGAUGGCGAAUUUGAUGGAAUAUUAAGAUAA
This is a messenger RNA of Rhizophagus irregularis DAOM 181602=DAOM 197198, 333 nucleotides long. RefSeq lists its product as uncharacterized. Gene Ontology annotation, cellular component: mitochondrial inner membrane. NCBI's taxonomy places the organism in Eukaryota, Fungi, Glomeromycota, Glomeromycetes, Glomerales, Glomeraceae. Gene Ontology annotation, biological process: mitochondrial respiratory chain complex IV assembly. The record is from RefSeq and is a predicted model, not a curated record.